GAGUCAUAGGCCUGAGCCGCACCGGCCCAUGGGAGUAAAAUGGCGGGGAAGAAGAAUGUUUUGUCGUCUCUUGCGGUCUAUGCGGAAGAUUCAGAGCCUGAAUCUGAUGGCGAGGCUGGAGUCGACGCUGUAAACAGCGCGGCUGAAGAAAAAGGUGGAUUGGUAUCUGAUGCCUAUGGAGAGGAUGACUUUUCUCGUCUAGGGGGUGAUGAAGAUGGUUAUGAAGAAGACGACGAUGAGAACAGCAAACAGUCGGAAGAUGACGAUUCAGAGACUGAAAAACCUGAGGCUGAUGACCCAAAGGAUAAUACAGAAGUAGAGAAGCGGGAUCCCCAGGAAUUAGUUGCCUCUUUUUCUGAAAGGGUCCGUAACAUGUCACCUGAUGAAAUCAAGAUCCCACCGGAACCCCCUGGCAGAUGUUCAAAUCACUUGCAAGAUAAGAUCCAGAAGCUUUAUGAGCGAAAGAUAAAGGAGGGAAUGGACAUGAACUACAUCAUCCAAAGGAAGAAAGAGUUUCGGAACCCCAGCAUCUACGAGAAACUGAUCCAGUUCUGCGCCAUUGAUGAGCUAGGCACCAACUACCCAAAGGAUAUGUUCGACCCCCAUGGCUGGUCUGAGGACUCCUACUAUGAGGCAUUAGCCAAGGCCCAGAAGAUUGAGAUGGACAAACUGGAAAAGGCCAAAAAAGAGCGAACCAAGAUUGAGUUUGUGACGGGCACGAAGAAAGGCACUACUACCAACGCCACAGCCACCACCACGACUACUGCCAGCACAGCUGUUGCAGAUGCCCAGAAGAGAAAGAGUAAGUGGGACUCUGCCAUCCCAGUGACCACAAUCGCACAGCCCACCAUUCUUACCACCACAGCCACCCUGCCAGCGGUUGUCACUGUCACCACUAGUGCCAGUGGCUCUAAGACCACUGUCAUCUCUGCCGUGGGCACCAUUGUGAAGAAGGCCAAGCAGUGACCAGAGGACACCUCAGGACUGGACAGGACUAUGUGGCCUGGUGAUGUUUUGCCCUCUGGCAGGCGCAACUUUGUAUAUCUCAGGACUGGGCUCUGCUCCACAGAUGCCUUCUGAGAGGAGCCCCUGUGGCAUUCCAACCAGAAAAACAGUGCAGCAGAGACAUUGGGGUGCAGUGGACAGGUUCUGUCCACACACUCUUGGAAUCUCACCCAAUUAAAAGUACUGCAUUCUUCGAUCCUGGCACGUCAGGUGCACUGGUCUCUCCUGUGCUGUCUUCAAGCGUAUGUGAAGCUCAAAGUGCCCUCCAUCUUCUCAGUCAGGACUUGUUGCCUCAGGAUGAACAAAAGCUGUUGGCACAGCCCAGAGGAGCAGCCCAGGAAACCACCGUGGUCAUUCCCAGCAUAUGCUUUUUGGCAUGGCAUGUGGGACCCUAAGGAGGGGGCUAGACACACACCCCUUCCUGUAGUCUGCUUCCCUGAUCCCGAAACUAGAUCUCAGCAGCUUCUCAGGCAAGAGCCCAGGCCUCUGCUCUCUUGGGUGCAGUUAAACACUCCCCACACUGCUUCUGAUACAUACCCAGGCAUUUGAACUCAGGCCAGGUACCAGAGGGCUAGGAUGUGAUUCCCAACCUGCACAGGGACCGAGCAAGGCAUGGGCACCUGGCCAAGUCUGCCCCAGUCCCUUGUUGCCCAGUGAGUGUGGCCAGCAGGAUCCACACAGUGGGGGAGAUGAAUCACCUCCUGCUCUGGCCAGACCGCCACUCAUUGUUUCUGUGAGAGCCCUGCUCUUGUGAGGGCUUCUGUCUCCCCACCCUUCCUCUCUUGUUAUCUCUGCCCAGCAGCAGCCCUGGGUAACACCAGUGGCUACUCGGCUGUUCUUGGGGCCCCAAAACAGGUUCACCAAACCAAGAUUCUAGAAAGGAGAAUUUGCCGUUCAUGCCCUUUGGCAGCUCCUCCCACUGCAGCGGAGGAGCUGAGUGUCAGAGAAGGAAGCCAGGCUGUGAAGAGUCCUGCCGCUAACAUGGCAUCAGCAGAGACUCAGGAAGGUGGUUCUGAAACUGGCUGGCAUUUGCUGUGUGAUCUGAGGACUGACACACUCUGCCCAUUAGGUCCCUAAUAUAAAAACUGAGUCACACUCACCCUUCCUCUCCUUGACAGGACUCUGCAACCUUGAUGAAGAAAGACCUCAUACCCUGCAGCCUCUAGCAGGCAGCGCCUUUAUUAGCUGAGGACAAGGUCUGUAGAAGGUGACCCAGGGAGAUGCAGUGAAAGGGCACUGGCUUCUUGGGCCUACAGUCCAGCAUGUGGUCUGAGUCAAGCCGCAGCAGUGACGCUUCAUAAGGUGGUCAUGUGGAAUCAGUGAGACAGUAAUACAAGAGCUUUAUGAAUUGUA
Molecule: messenger RNA, 2358 nt
Organism: Nannospalax galili (Upper Galilee mountains blind mole rat)
Lineage: Eukaryota; Metazoa; Chordata; Mammalia; Rodentia; Spalacidae
Gene: Sap30bp
Product: SAP30 binding protein
Exons: 11
Coding region: 40-966 (308 amino acids)
Biological process (GO): regulation of DNA-templated transcription
Cellular component (GO): nucleus
Source: RefSeq, a predicted model, not a curated record